Letharia lupina is the source of this 216-nucleotide messenger RNA. RefSeq lists its product as uncharacterized. Lineage: Eukaryota; Fungi; Ascomycota; Lecanoromycetes; Lecanorales; Parmeliaceae. Bases 1 to 216 code for a protein of 71 amino acids. The transcript has a single exon. The record is from RefSeq and is a predicted model, not a curated record.
AUGGCUAAGGCUGUGGAGGAUGAUGCCGCUCUACUGGCGACGUCGACGCCGUUGCCACUGAUUGACGAUGCGACUUUCGCCCGCUUGGCUCUGCUAUGUCACGCACCUCCCACGGCAUUGAAUAGCCUGGAGCCAGCGUCGCAGCCUCAGUACACAAAUCCGACAUUGCCUAUGAUAGCAGAAGGCCAGAAGAGAGCAGAACACAAAGACAACUAG